AUGACGCAUUACAGUGAACUUGGCAUAAGCUGGUCAGCCAGCCAUCGUGCGAUUUGUACAGCAUACCGGCAGAGAGCGCUGCAGACUCACCCGGACAAGGGCGGCAGCCACGAUGCAUACGUCCGGGUCCGCCAGGCAUUCGAGGUGCUGAGCGACCAGAACCUACGUGCAGAUUACGAUGCGGAGCUCAGAGCUGCCGGAGCACGAGACUCGAGCGAAAGUUCUGGCUCAGUACCGACAGCUUCAGCAACAGGUUCCGGUGGAUCUUCAGCCUCGAGACAGCAACCGCUCGUCCUGAUGGGUAACACGCCUUGGCAGGAAGCUUCCAGGACAAUAGCUGGGAUGAUGGACCUCCCAGAGUCCGCCUGGGCAGCUGUGUUGGAGACACACAAUGCGGAGGUUCUUGAAUGUUGCCGCAAGCAGCUACAAAGAUGUCGGGAGACGCCGAAUCUACGCGGCCAAGCGGCCAAAGAGUCUGCCGCGUGUGCUGCGGAUGGUCCCUCUGUCAGAGGCCUCUACCAAACAAAGCGAGGCAGCUGGGAGGUCAGCCUGUCUAUACAAAAGGUCCAAUGCGCUAUUUUCAAUGUCCACGAGAUUGAGAGGGCGCAUGAUUGGCAUAUAGCCCUUGUCGAGCUGCGCCGAAAGGUCAGUGAGAACCUGACAAAGGACUACUCAGAGCGAGAAGCCUUCAGAGAAGCCUUGGAGGAAAGUUACGAAGCCGACCCAGAGCUAAAGCUGGUUCUGAGCUUCCGAGUGAGCAUCCGAGAGGACAAGAAGGUCAUCAACGGUCCUCUUACCCAUCGCUUGGAAACGGCCCUGCAGUUGCGAAAUCGAGUGCAACAGCUACGGAACAUGCGCGGAUCGUCGCAGGAUAUUGACAAGGAGAUUCGGGAUGCCAAGACCUAUGAGAAGAAGCAGAGGGAUCUUCACAAAGCCCGACAGGCAGCCAUGCUUCAGGAGGUCCUUGCUGUUUUGGAGCAGCUUCGGCGAGAGGAGGCAGCGCGAAAGCGGCAGAGUGCCCCGCUACCUCUGCCAGCACCAGAACAGCCAGAAGCAGUGGACGCAGCACCGGACACGCAAGAAGCGGAAGCUGCAGAAGCACCGGCUGAAGAGGACAAGGAAGAUCCUGGUCCUGCGCAGGUGGAUGGCUACGCCGUGCCAAUCAAGAACUUCGCAAAGUUCUGCAGAGCUAUGUCAUUGUCCAAACCGCAGCGGGAGAAACUUGUCAAGCUCGUGCAGGAUGACACUGAGGUCCAGAAUGCUAUCCGCGAGGCAAUCGUUCGUCACUGCGGAAAUCUCCGUGGAGCUCCAGCCUUGAAGGACAAGACGGUCAACGUUCCAGCCAUGGCAGGCAGAAGUCACAGAGGGUACUCCACAGCCUUGGUCGCAUACAGAGGAGCCGCGACGGGCGCUCCUCGGAAGAAGGGGCUGCUCGAGCUUUUGCUGGAGAAGCACGAGGGCGCUUUCUACCCUGGCUUACUGACAAUCCGGGAGCUAGUCAGAGUGACGUCCACUUGCCGGCGUACCUACAGUUCAUCAGCCGCUGCGACAAAGCGUCAGCUGGCGAACUUUCGGAUAGCGGAUUUCGGUCAGACAACUGCAAGGUCGAAGCGUGGACGGGUUUUGCCACGGGGAGAGCUUCGCGAGCUCCGGAUGCUUCAGGAAUGUUUGCGGACGAGGCUAUCAGUCAGAAGAACGACAGUCCCUUUCUUUGCGCAGAAUGCUAAAAUGCCUGACAAAAGGCGAUUCGCGCUGCAGAUCCAGCACUUGGACCUAUCAACCCUGUCGGCAUCUUAUCCGCGUACGGAGCACUGUGGCUCAGUGCUGUAUGUCUUGGCUGAGGGAGAUGUCAUCCAUCAGCAAGCAGGACUUCCAAUACAUGCUCGGGUGUUUGCCCAAUCUAGCCAUUGCCUUAUAAAAGCUGAGACGUGCGCCCUACCCUUCUUGGACAUGCUGAUGCGCAGAACCCUUCUAGGUGUCAGUCAUAUUGCCCAGCAGAGGCCAUGCAACCAGAUCAAACAGGAAGGCGGUACGCAGCAGUUUUGGGAUGCAGGCUGGGCGGGUACUCUUCAGCUACGCACCUUCGUGAACAUUGCGAAGUCAUUGAAGGCUCGGCACGCGCAGCUUCUGCAAGCGCAUUUGGGGUCUUUGCUUGGCUUGUAA
Molecule: messenger RNA, 2163 nt
Organism: Symbiodinium pilosum
Lineage: Eukaryota; Dinophyceae; Suessiales; Symbiodiniaceae
Source: the annotation of a GenBank genome assembly